AUGGGGUUGGACCAUGGCCGGCUUACUGGAAGUGUCAAGCAACAACUAGCAAAAUUGUUUGAAGGAUCGCUUAAAGUAUUAUUUCCUGAAGAAUCAAAUUUGGAGCCAUUAAUUGCUGUCUGCACUGCUAAAUUUGGUGAUUACCAAUGUAAUAAUGCAAUGAGCAUUUUUUCUAAGAUCAAAGGAAAAUCAGCAGCAUUUAAAAAUCCGAAUUCAGUUGGACAGGCCAUUUCCAGACAUUUACCUCCAUCGGAUAUUAUUGAGUCUACCUCUGUUGCAGGACCUGGGUUUGUGAACAUUGUUUUAUCUAGCAAAUGGGUGGCUCAGAACAUACAAAAUAUGCUCGUAAAUGGCAUUGAUGCAUGGGCGCCAAUUUUGUCGGUUAAGAGAGCGGUGGUCGAUUUCUCUUCUCCUAAUAUUGCCAAAGAAAUGCAUGUUGGCCACUUAAGAUCCACAAUUAUUGGGGACACGCUUUCUCGAAUGUUGGAAUUUUCAAAUGUUGAGGUUUUUCGACGAAACCAUGUUGGUGAUUGGGGAACUCAGUUUGGCAUGUUGAUUGAACAUUUAUUUGACAAGUUUCCCAACUGGGAGGAUGCUGAAGAUCAAGCCAUUGGAGAUCUGCAGGUAUGUUAA
Phalaenopsis equestris is the source of this 633-nucleotide messenger RNA. RefSeq names its product arginine--tRNA ligase, cytoplasmic-like. NCBI's taxonomy places the organism in Eukaryota, Viridiplantae, Streptophyta, Magnoliopsida, Asparagales, Orchidaceae. The record is from RefSeq and is a predicted model, not a curated record. Gene Ontology annotation, molecular function: ATP binding; arginine-tRNA ligase activity. Gene Ontology annotation, cellular component: cytoplasm. Bases 1 to 633 code for a protein of 210 amino acids. The transcript is spliced from 6 exons. Gene Ontology annotation, biological process: arginyl-tRNA aminoacylation.